CUGGAUUGUCCUCCCCUCGCAGAAAGUUUUACUGUGAAAAGUUUUAGAAAACAUUCAAUUUUGUUCGGAAAAGUAUUGUUCCAUUGUUUCUUGAUUUUACGUUUGGAAGGAAAGUUGCAAAAAUGGCGGAACAUGAUGGCCUACCAACGGGCGAUUCUAAAGUGAAAGGAACCGACGAAUCACCUGUUGCUCCCUGCCGUGGCUGGGUAGAAGAUUGCGAGUUUUGUGACAAGCGGUUUACUGCGUGGGUAGCAUUUGAUGAAGAAGUUAUGGAUAAAAUUCCGGAUAAACCAGGAGCAUUUAUGAUAGCUUUGAAAAAUAAGAAUGAAACUGAAGUUGUUAUGCUUUUACUUAAUAUGAUCAACGUGCAACCUCAAGCACAUGAAAGCAUUGAAGCAAUAAAGGAACAAAUUGCCGACAAGAGAUCAAAGUCGUCGAAGGCUACCAUCAUGUUACGCUGGAUGGUAAUGAAAAAGGGAGACGACAAAGAUGUUUGUGUAUUGUGCGCACAUUGGCACAAUAAUGGUGUGUUGCCCAAGUUUAUGACAAAAUGGCCCGGAUUAGAUAUGUUGAAACGAAGUACAAAUUUAGUAUUUUCGGAUGCCCUUCAAAAAUGGUGUUAUCCUAAGAAAAAUCCGACUUGGAGGAAACCUAAGCCUCCAUCAUCUAAAGUAGUAGAAGUUGUUGAAAAGUGCGAUUGGUUCCAGUCUUGUGAAAUGUGCGAAUCCACUUUCUCUGCUUGGAAAACAGUUUCGGAUGUCGUACGGAACGAUCUAGCUCCCAAUGAGUUUGGAAUUUUCGUGGUGUCUGUGCUGUGCGGGAAGAAAAGGGAAGUGGUAUAUAUCGCUUACGACGAAAAAGACAUCAAAGUUAAUUUGAAAUCUACCAUCAAAAGUCGUCACGGAUGGAUAGAAACUAUUGCAAAGAAUAAGAAAUUUGUGAACCAGAAUCCAAAAAUGCAAGUGAGGUGGGCUUUGCUGAAAGAUGUAGACACAGAUAAUUGUUGCUUUCUGUAUGCACACUGGCUGAAUGUGGAUACUCAACCUAUGUUAAGUGUCUCUCGGCCCGGAGAAGAAAUAUUGGCGAAAAAUAAGCAUUUUGUCAAGAGAGAAAACGAUAAAAAGUGGUGUUAUGAGAUUGAAACAUUGAAAAUACCCAAGUUCAGCAAAGCUAAGAAUAAAAAGUAUCUGUUGCAGGAAAUGGAAGAUAUGUAUCUCGAAGGGAGUAAUUAAAAUUCUCUUCAUUUAUGCAUGCAGAAAAGACGAUGAGGAUAAAAGGCAAUUUUAAAAGACAGGAAAAAUUACUUUUAGAAGAUUUGUUUCUUCAGAUAUAGUUUUAUAUUAUUAUGUAAAUAAGUACUGUUAAAAUUACGUCAAACAAUAUUAUUCUUACUGGUUUUUCAUGAAAGAACAUUUAGUGCAAAUUAUGUAUUUAUGAACAUACUGAAGUGAUAUAAAAGUUGAUAAGAAGGUGAUAUAAAGACUGUUGUCCAAAGUUUUCAGUUGAUAUAUUUUUUUUAAAUAAAAAGAUAUUUUGCACUAAUUUUGAGGAAAGCAACUAAAAAAGUCAGCCGUGCAGCUUGCUUUCAAAAGAAAAAAAAAGUUUUACUCUGCGCUGGGAAGAGAGUAAGAGUAUAGCUGUGAUAUCUUUAAAGCACUUCUUUAAUGGAGAAUUGAAGAUGAAUUUUGAGCAAUGUUCAAUACUUCAGGUUUAAAAAUACAUCUUUCAUAAAAAAAAAAUCAAGAAUUUAAGGCCGUAAAACCAUAAUUACUUUAAUUUUCACGUGGAAAGGCAUCGUGUUGACGGAUAGCACCUGUGCAGUUUUUCUAAAUGCUCUGUUUGCUUUUCCACAAGAAUCUGGUUGGAGAACAAUUCAAUGGAUCACUUUUUUUGAAAAUUCUGUUUAAAAAAUGACUUUAAAAAAUUAACGAAUUUUUAUCGAUCAAGUUUUUGGCAGCAGUUGCUGCAUAUAUGAAAGUACACUUAAAGCAUGAAAUUUAUAUUACCUGUGAUUGUUUGUCUGUUACAAACGAUAGAAUUACCCUAUAAUACUUUUUUUAACCAUUUGUGAAUGUUUAUAAUGUUUUUAAACUCAUAAAGUCAAACUUAAUGUGUUGUUAUCUCUGGAAUUGGCUUCAGCCGUCAAAACAUUAUCAGCAGUUCAGUUUUACCUAUACUAAAUUACUUUGCUACACACUAGUGAAUUCAAAUGGACUAUGGGGGGAACGAGGGGUCAUUGUUUUAAGCUAUUCAAAUCUCAGGCUAACCUGGAAAUAAGGAAAAACUACUACUUUAGUAGGGUUGUGGGCACUAGGAACAGCUUACCGGAAGAGCUGGUAAUGAGCAGGGGCGGCAUUUCUCCAUUUCAUUUCGGGGGUCGAGUUUCUUAACCCCAAAGCGAAACCAAACACACAUUAGCUAACAAGAAGUUGUCAUAAAAUCGGUUUAGUAUGAAUAAAAUUAGUGUUUAGAAACAAUUAAAAUUUUGAUUCAUUGACUAAAAAGUUAAUAUACAAAACAUCUCGCUACUAAAGUUUUUGGACCUUUUGGAAAAGUUAUAAUGCAUGAUUUUUGGAAUUUGGAAGAGCAGGGAAUCGUGUUACUAAUCUAUCAGUGCCCAAUGUCGUGCUGUUUUGCCAGUUCAGCUAAAUAGAAAAGGUUUUUUUUUUUUUUCUUUUCGCUUUUGUGCUUCGAAAAUAUUUCUCUAACCUUCUGAGACAUAAAAAAAAAUCUUUCUCUACUAGCGGAGCUGAUUCUAAUAGUUAAAAAAUAACUGAAGUAACACAAAGUUAUGUAUAAAAACACUUUUUAUAUCUUGCUCUUCAAAAUCACCCAGGCUACUUCAAAAACUGUGAGGGGCUUAAACUUUUCAUCAUUGAAUAAUCUAGUCAUGUCGGCGCUCUCAGCUUCAUGAGAUAUCAUCUGCCUCCAGCUCUGUUAUAAACUAUUCCAGACUUAUGAGUCCAUAACAAGGACGAAACUGCAGUCUCUGGAUGUGAAAACUAUUCUGUCAGUAUAUUGCUUGUAAUUUUUCUUGCCUCAUGCUAAAAAUUUUAUUCACAGUUGAAACAUUUUAUUUUUCGUUUUCAAAAUCCAAUCCAAAUAACCAUAACCCCAGUCAACCAUACAGAAAAAUAAUUAUCAUCAAAUCUUGUGUUAAUUUCAUUCGAAACUGAAUCUAUUACUUCAUACAAAAUAUUCAAACAUCAAUGUUUUUUUUUUUUUUUUUUUUUUUUUUUUUUUUUUUUUUUUUUUGCACCUCUUUAAAAUUGGCUCGGAGGAAGAAUUUUUUUUGGAAAAUUUCACGAUUGAUUGAAAUAUACAUCUAUAAAAAUCUAUUUUCAGCUUCAAUUGUAGAUUGAACUGUGAUAGUAUGGUGCACAAAUCAAUUGUAAAUUAAACUGUGGUUUGAAUAGUCGAGUAGCGGAUUGAAGAUAUAGAUUUUAAUAGAGAAAAGCAUUUUUCAAAAACCUUUUUCCGAUGCAAAUAAAUUGGAUAAAAAUUCAAACGCAGUCAUAUAUGCUAAAGAGCAUGAGCUUUUUCACCAUUGAAAGAAUCGUUUUGCAAUAAUUCUUCCAGUCAACAAAUCACUGUUAUCACUGUUGAAUUUAUAGAGAAAUGUUUUCAUCGUUUUAACUCUUAAAGAUUAUCUCGUAUCACACUCCGUGAUUACAUAAUUAAUAGAGCCCCAUAAAAGGUAUUUGGUUGAUAUGUCUUUUUUUAUUUAAUAAUCACAUGCAUUUUUAAGAAGUUUCUAUGAAAGCGUUAUAAUGUAUUGAGUUGCUGAAACGUGUUUCUAGCAAAAGAAAGCGAUGAACACUCAUUAAAUAAAUAUACACUUAAAAAAUGAGCGUAAAAGUGAAUGUAAAAUAUCCUGGAAUUUUCUUGUGAAAACCAUGCUGCCACACCACUUUUCACGAGCCUCUCAUAUUGAGCAUACCAUCGUUACACUGGGCACACAAGUGUGAAAGAUUUAACCUAUAUGAGGCAAUGUCUUCUUUAGUUAAAAUUAACCAUGAUUCUCUAUCAGUUUUUUAUGUUCUGAAAAAGCCGAAAAUACUUCAUGAAUUUCUAAGUCAUCAUCCAAAUAACGAAAAACACUUUUUCUAGUCUGGGAAUGUGUCGAGUUUCAUCAAAUAGUUGCUGAGAACCAGCGAGAUUUCCUUUAAUGAACAUUGAUUUCCGACUUACAUAAAUUGAAUUCACUCAUUUUCUAUCAUUCUGCUCAAAACAUUUGGGGGUGCGACCGCCCCCUCUUGACCCCCCUGUUAAUGAGCAAGGGGGUGGAUAGCUUUAAGAGGGCCAUUGAUCUUCAUUGGGGACUAAUAAAUUGACUAGGUCCAGCCUAACUAGAUCAAGAGCCUGUUUGCUGGUCGUCACAUUUGUAUUUGUAUGUGUCUUUCCAAAUUGUUAAUUAAAAGCUUCUAAAUUAUAGAUGAUCAUUUGUCUUUUUGGUAUUACUGGGAAGCUAAUCGUAGUUGUUUUGACGCUCGCUUAUUUCUGAGAAUUCUGUUAUUUUAUUUUUAACUAUUAUAUAACAUAACUUUUAUUAAUUUGAACUUUUCAAAAUCAUUAUGUCUCUCAAAUUUCGUCUAAAAUUUUUUUCUUUUAUAUCUUAAAAGGUAUUUAUAUGCUAAAACAUAGCAUUCUUUUGACUUGAAAUUGAAUCUAAAGGAUAAAUUGGUUAUGAGUAAGCAUGUUUACAUCUUUUUUUGCGCCAAAAAAAAAAAAAAAAUACGGCUCAGUGACCUGACGAAUAUUUUUGAUACUUGUCAGACCUCUUGAAAGUUCUGUUGGCUUGGCGGAACAUAAAUAAUUAAGUGAUGAAUGAAUUUUAUAAUUAAGUGUGAUAUGAUUUUACAGAUACAUGUGUGUUACUGGUUAAUUUACACGAAAAUGUGUUGAAAGUUUUUUUAAAUAAAUGUUGAAACUGUUUACAAAUUUUGAAAUGCAGAAUAUAUUCAAUGAUCAAUUACAAAUGGUUGUCAUGCAAAUUGAAGGUCAAUAAAUGUUUAUGA
Molecule: messenger RNA, 5018 nt
Organism: Uloborus diversus
Lineage: Eukaryota; Metazoa; Arthropoda; Arachnida; Araneae; Uloboridae
Exons: 2
Coding region: 123-1232 (369 amino acids)
Source: RefSeq, a predicted model, not a curated record